Messenger RNA from Podospora pseudocomata, 2043 nucleotides. RefSeq lists its product as uncharacterized. Lineage: Eukaryota; Fungi; Ascomycota; Sordariomycetes; Sordariales; Podosporaceae. The coding region runs from base 1 to 1608 and encodes 535 amino acids. The transcript is spliced from 6 exons. The record is from RefSeq and is a predicted model, not a curated record.
AUGUCGUCGAGGAACAACCACGUCGGGGACACGACCGCCCAGUCCUACGAUGAUGCCGAGAAGGGUAUCUACGAAGCCUCCCAACAAUCUUUACCGGUCCUCCCUACCCCACCAUCACCAGUUUACUCUGUUGAUGAGAAGGCUAUAAUCCAGCAGGUCGAGACAGUCCAGCCAACACCGGUAACAUCUCCCAUUCAUGAGGGUAUCACACCAUCCUCCUCCACACCAGUCCUCACUCUUGCCUCGCGCAACUUACCGCCCUCUCCCGCCAGCGAUGAUCUCAAGAAGCCACAAGGCAAGCCACCAGCGAAGCCAAAGAGAAAAGUCAGCCGAUGGAUUCUGUUUCAACUGUGGUACAACACCUACCGCAAGUUCUUCACCAUUGUGGUGACUCUUAACCUGAUCGGUAUCUUGAUGGCUGCUAUCGGGAAGUUCGAAUACGCCACAAACCACCUAGGCGCGUUGGUGUUGGGUAACUUGUUGAUGGCCAUCCUGAUGAGAAAUGAACUGUUCCUCAGGUUCCUGUACAUCAUCUCUAUUUACGGGCUCAGGAGUUGGGCCCCUAUUUGGCUCAAGCUCGCUGUAACUUCGAUCUUGCAGCACGUUGGUGGCAUUCACUCCGGAUGUGCCCUGUCUGGAGCAUGCUGGCUGCUCUACAAGAUCGUCGACAUCCUCAUUCACCAUGCCAAGCAACACCCUUCCGUGAUCGCCACUGGUAUCAUCACCAAUGUGCUGGUUGUGAUCAGUAUCUUGAGCGCGUUUCCUUGGGUCAGGAACAACCACCACAACGUGUUCGAGGGACAUCAUAGGUUGAUUGGUUGGAUGGGUUUGGCAACUACCUGGAUCUUUGUCGUCCUCGGCAAUGCCUACGACUUGAAGCUUGGAGAGUGGAGGCUGGAUGCGCACUCUUUGAUCUCCACACAGGAGCUUUGGUUUGCGGUCUUUAUGACAGUCUUUGUUCUCAUCCCAUGGGUCACCCUUCGCGAAGUUCCGGUCGAGGUCGAGAUUCCAUCACCAAAGGUGGCCAUUCUCAAGUUCCAGCGCGGUAUGCAGCAGGGUCUCUUGGCUAGAAUCAGCAGGACGUCCAUCAUGGAGUACCAUGCUUUUGGUAUCAUUAGUGAGGGGAGAAAGAGCGGGUGUCAUUAUCUCAUCUGCGGCGUUCAGGGCGACUUCACCAAGUCCCUUGUUGACAACCCGCCCAAGACAGUGUGGACCCGUGAACUCAAGUUUGCUGGUGUUGGACACGCCUCGGCCAUGUUCAAGCGCGGCAUCAGAGUUUGCACCGGUACUGGCAUUGGCGCCGCUCUCUCGACAUGCAUCCAAAGCCCCAACUGGUUCCUCAUCUGGAUUGGCUCGGAUCAGGAGAAGACCUUCGGUCCAACAAUCUCACGGUUGAUCCACGACAACAUCGAGCCGGAGAGGAUGAUCUUGUGGGACACCAAGAAGAGGGGAGGCAGGCCAGACAGCGUGCAGCUGCUGAAGGAUGUGUGGCACAGCUUUGGGGCUGAGGUUAUCUUCAUCACCUCGAACAAGGCGGGUAACGAUGAGAUGAUGCAAGGGUGCUUGGAGGCCGGACUCCACGCCUUCGGAACGCUUUGGGAUUUCUAAACGACAAAGGAGAAUAAAAGAACGGUUUAAUUUGGGAGACACAACAAGAAAGGUUUCAUGCAUUGCUAUUGGGGAGUUUUUAUGACAUUUUUUCAUGUGUGGUGAUGGCAGGCUGGCAGCCGCCUGUGGGACGGGGGACUGAUGAGCGAGCAUACCUACCUAUCUAUCCAUGUUUGCAUGUUUGUGUUGGAUGAUACUUGUCUUUUUUCGUUUCAAGUGGGCAUAUAUUACGUCGAAAUCUUUGUACAGAACAAAGUCUAUUUUUUUUCUACUUUGGUUUGUUUCCUCCACGUUGUGGAGUUAGAGUCUUGUGUGGGGAAAAUUGGUAUCAUGUUAUGGACAGUCGCCCGCGUGGCUGGCAUGGUGGAGGAUGAUGAUAAGGGGGAUUUUGGCUUUGUACAUGUGCUUGUAACAUCACAAUCAACUCAUAUGAAC